AAGUAGAACGUGACUGCCCAAACUGUGGUCCCGGGGGCGGAGGGCUCAGCUUCCCGAACUCUAAAGCCUGGUGCUUUUCUCCCCUCUGCAGGAGCCUGGCGCGACCCCCAGCCGUGCGCCCCGCCCCGGCGCCAUGCAUUGCGAGGUGGCCGAGGCACUUUCGGACAAGAGGCCAAAGGAGGCCCCUGGUGCGCCCGGCCCGGGCCGCGGGCCCGCCGGCCUGGGAGCGCACAUGGCCUUCAGGAUUGCCGUGAGUGGCGGCGGCUGCGGGGACGGGAACCCGCGAGAGCUGCUGCCUCGGCUGCCCGUGCCACCACCCCGCGCCCACGACCUCCUCCGGCCCCGGAGUCCUCGCGACUAUGGCGUGUCCAAGGCCGGCGGCGGCAAGGUGAACGGGAGCUAUGGACACUGCUCGGAGAAGAGCCUGCUGGACCUGGACCUGGCCGAGGGUCCCAGCCCUUCCUGCCACCAGGGUCUGUUUCUCCCUGCAGGGACUCCACCGCCCCGGGGUCAUCCCCCUGUCUGCGAGAGGCUGCUUCAUUUCCCCCACCCUAACAGGUCGCCCAGACCUCAGGCUACCUAUGUGAAUGGCGGCAGCCUCCCAGCAGCUCAACACAUCAAGCAGGAAGCCCUACCUGACUACCAGGCCAUGGCCAGCGCCCACACGCCCCUGCCCACCCACUGCCGGGCCCCGUCUUCCACAAGCCUGCAGUCAGAGCUGGACUUCCCAGGCCGAGGCCUCCCUAACCCUGCACCUUCCUGCUACCUUCUGGGCAGUGAACCUGUCUCAGGCCUGGGUCCCCAGCCUGAGGCCCACCUCCCCGAGGGCAGCCUGAAACGCUGCUGCCUCCUGGGGCUGCCCUCCACCUCUUCAGCCGCCUCCUCACCCUGUGCCUCCUCCGACAUCAAUCCUGUCGUCCACUCUUCCCAGACAGCUCUAGUCAGCUGUGUAAACGGACUCCGGAGCCCACCUUUGCCGGGAGAUCUCGGGGGCCCUCCCAAGCGAUCCCAGCCUGAGCCUUCAUCCAGUGACAGCCACGAGGGCAGCUUGCAGCUCGAAGCGUGCCGGAAGUCAGGCUUCCUGAAGCAGGAGCCCCUGGACGAGUUCUCGGAGCUGUUUGCUCCCCACCAGCAGGGCUUGCCACCCCCCUACCCCCUGCCUCAGUUGCCGGCCGGCCCCAGCCUCGGAGGCCUGGGGCUGGGCCUGGCGGGCAGGAUGGUGGCCGGGCGGCAGGCAUGCCGCUGGGUGGACUGUUGCGCGGCCUAUGAGCAGCAGGAGGAGCUGGUGCGGCACAUCGAGAAGAGCCACAUCGACCAGCGCAAGGGCGAGGACUUCACCUGCUUCUGGGCCGGCUGCGUGCGCCGCUACAAGCCCUUCAAUGCCCGCUACAAGCUGCUCAUCCACAUGAGGGUCCACUCGGGCGAGAAGCCCAACAAGUGUAUGUUCGAAGGCUGCAGUAAAGCCUUCUCCCGCCUGGAGAACCUGAAGAUUCAUCUGCGGAGCCACACGGGCGAGAAGCCAUACCUGUGCCAGCACCCGGGCUGCCAGAAGGCCUUCAGCAACUCGAGUGACCGUGCCAAGCACCAGCGCACCCACCUGGACACGAAGCCAUAUGCUUGUCAGAUCCCUGGCUGCUCCAAGCGCUACACGGACCCCAGCUCUCUCCGCAAGCACGUGAAGGCCCACUCAGCCAAAGAGCAGCAGGUGCGUAAGAAGCUGCACACAGGUGCCGAUCCGGAGGCUGUCCUGUCAGAGUGUCUGGUGCUGCAGCAACUCCACGCGUCCACACCCCUGCCUGCCAGCAGGGGGAAGGGCAGCCAAUCCCUGAGCCAGGAGCUGCUCCCAGCAGGUGUGUAUCCUGGCUCCGUCCCCCCGCAAAAUGGGCUUGCUUCAGGCAUCCUGUCCCCCUCCCAUGACGCCCCUUCCAGGCACCACCCGCUGGAGGUCACCACUGGUUCCCACCACCACCUGACCCCUCUGCCCACAGCCGAGAGCACCAGGGAUGGCCUGGGGCCUGGCCUCCUCUCACCCAUGGUCAGCCCACUGAAGGGGCUUGGUCCCCCACCGCUGCCACCAUCCUCCCAGAGUCAGUCUCCAGGGGGACAGCCAUUCUCCACACUCCCCAGCAAGCCAGCCUACCCACCCUUCCAAAGCCCACCACCACCUCUACCCAGCCCCCAAGGCUACCAAGGCAGUUUCCAUUCCAUCCAGAACUGCUUCCCCUACGGUGACUGCUACCGGACCACUGAGCCAGCAGCCUCCAGGGACGGCCUGGUGGGUGAUGCCCAUGGUUUCAACCCUCUCCGACCCAACACCUAUUCCAGCCUCAGCGCACCUCUGCCUGCCCCAGGCUACGAGGCCCUGGCAGAGACCCCGUGCCCCACGGUACUGCAGCCACAGCCAGCUGAAGACUUGGUGUCCAGUGGUCCCGAGGACUGCGGCUUCUUCCCCAAUGGGGCCUUCGACCACUGCCUGAGUCACAUCCCCUCCAUCUACGCAGACACCUGAAGGAGUCCUGCUGUACCGGCCUGCCCAGCUCCUGACACUACUUCACCUGCUUGCCCUCAGCCCUGGUGCUUCCCGAAGGGGCAGCCAGGCCACAUCCCGGGGGCACUUCCCUGCCUGGAGGACGGCCUGCUCUCAGAGCUGCCUGCCAGAAACUGUGGCCCUGUGGCAGUCCCUCGACUGUCUCCUCUCUCCCCAAGGUUCUCAGAUCACAGACCUCGUGUAUAUACGAUGUACAGGACCGCUUUUCCACCUCCCUAUGAGUUUUAUAUUUUUGGUUUUACAAGAAAAACAUUAAAAACUGGAAACUAGA
Molecule: messenger RNA, 2819 nt
Organism: Peromyscus leucopus (white-footed mouse)
Lineage: Eukaryota; Metazoa; Chordata; Mammalia; Rodentia; Cricetidae
Gene: Glis1
Product: GLIS family zinc finger 1
Exons: 10
Coding region: 134-2509 (791 amino acids)
Biological process (GO): regulation of transcription by RNA polymerase II
Cellular component (GO): nucleus
Molecular function (GO): RNA polymerase II cis-regulatory region sequence-specific DNA binding; DNA-binding transcription factor activity, RNA polymerase II-specific
Source: RefSeq, a predicted model, not a curated record